Penicillium paradoxum is the source of this 270-nucleotide messenger RNA. RefSeq lists its product as uncharacterized. The coding region runs from base 1 to 270 and encodes 89 amino acids. The transcript has a single exon. The record is from RefSeq and is a predicted model, not a curated record. NCBI's taxonomy places the organism in Eukaryota, Fungi, Ascomycota, Eurotiomycetes, Eurotiales, Aspergillaceae.
AUGAAGGCGAAGGCAAAAGCGACCGGCCCCACGCCACGGAUUGGGAUUGGAAGGAUCGAAUACGAUGCCACGGAUGCCGCGGAUGACGCUAAGCACGAAGCGCGAAACACGAAGCACGAAGCUGGAGACAAAACCGGGUCUCUGCCCGUGGGACAUUCAAAUAGCCAGCCGAUCGUCGAUCGUGAGAUGCAUGAUAUACUCGAUUCGUACUUUGUACACACUAGGUUCCAGCUGCUUUCUUCACAGUCAACAGCCGAUGGCAAUAUUUGA